Molecule: messenger RNA, 1579 nt
Organism: Triticum dicoccoides
Lineage: Eukaryota; Viridiplantae; Streptophyta; Magnoliopsida; Poales; Poaceae
Product: F-box protein At5g07610-like
Exons: 2
Coding region: 193-1368 (391 amino acids)
Molecular function (GO): protein binding
Source: RefSeq, a predicted model, not a curated record
UCCUCGUUCACUUCGCCUGUCUUCCAUUUCCACGCCACACCUCACGUCGAUCCCUAAAAAAAAAAACUCACCUCGCCUCGCCGCCGCCGCCGCGCACCCAAAGCCUCGCCGGCGGGGACGGGAGCACCUCAAACGGGCUUCCUCUCCGUCACUCGCUUCUCGUCUGAUUGAGUGCCUCCUCUCCCCACGGCGAUGGCGGACGGAUCCAGGGACAUUAGCAGGCGGCGGAAUCCGGCGGACAAGCUCACCGAAGACCUCCUCGUCGAGAUCCUGUCGCGCGUGCCGUACAGGUCGCUGUGCCGCUUCAAGUGCGUCUCCAAGCGGUGGCGCGGCAUCAUCUCCCACCCCGACCACCGCAAGGCGCUGCCGCAGUACCAUCUCCAUGACCUCGCUGGCUUCCUCUACUCGAGCCGCGGCCCCAGCACUGGCUAUUUCUCAACUGACAAUUUCACCCAUGUCUCGGCGGGAGGCCGUGCUCCUAUCCGUCCUUCGCUCCCCUUCCUGCCUGACUGUCAUCAGUUCCACCUUCUGGACAGCUGCAACGGCCUACUCCUCUGCCGCCGCUUCAAGACCUUUGGUGCGGGGGCAUUUUAUUACGUGGUGUGCAAUCCUGCCACGGAGAAAUGGGUCGCCUUGCCCGGCAUCUUCAGCAAGAUGCAGACAGCUCGCUUGGGGUUCGACCCGGCCGUCUCCUCGCACUUCCAUGUGUUCCAGUUCGUGGAGGAUGGGGCUGCACAUGCAAAUGCCGACGAUGAUGACGAUGCUUACGGGUUCGUCAGAGCGGUUGACAUCUACUCGUCCAAAACCGGGGCCUGGAGUCACAAGGACACCGGUUGGGACUUCCUACCUAGGAUAGUGAGUGAUUCUAGAAGUGUCUUUGUCAAUGGUUUUCUGCAUUUGCUCGCCGUCGAGUCUGCGGUGCUGGCAGUGGAUGUGGAGGGAACUACUUGGAGGGAUAUUCCUAUGCCGGACGAUGAGGACGCCCCCAUAAUAGAUGUUGAUGACGGGUUCAUUGACCUGUCUCGAGGGCGUUUGUAUCUGGCAAAUAGUGAUCAGCAUGAUCUUUAUAAACUGUCGAUCUGGGUUCUCGAGGACUACGGCAGUGAAGCGUGGGUCUUGGAGCACAGUGUCAGGUAUCUGAAUCUAUUUGGAGUGAAGAAUGUCCAGCUGGGACACGAGUACCAUAUUGUCGCCCUCCACCCACAACGAAACACGAUUUUCUUGGUUUAUGGGCAUGACAAAGUACUGAUGUCUUAUGAAAUGGAUAGUGGGAAAGUGCAGUUCAUCCACGAUCUUGGACAUGAUUCCCUGGAGCCUUAUCUUCCUUAUGUUCCCUUGUACUCAGAGGCAUUGGUAGAUUGGCACUGAUAGUCUGCCUUGCAUAUCACUGUUCUAUUCUUGACCUUUCAGAUAAUGUUGAAUCAUAGGUCCCAAGUAUUGUGUUACUUCUCUUUUGUUGUCGAGUGUAUCUUGUAACCUCACUUUAUGGGGCUAUCUAUUCCAGUUAACUUAAUAACGGUACCUGCUCCACUAAACAUAUAUGUUUAUGUUUUGCUAGCAGCAUUCGAGUCAAUCUUUA